GACUAAGUAGGGACAUCAUGUGCAUGAGCAUAAUUGCAAAACAAAACUUGUUGUCUCUUCCUUCUGUUUGCUUACUAUUCUCUCUCUUAAUGUAGUUUCUGUUUCUAACAUCACUUUUUGGAACCAUUUACUGCUUCUUCUGUAGUGGUGAUUGAACUCACCUUGCUUCUUCUUUUGGAUUAGGAUUUUUGAGUUACAACACAACAUGUAUAAUAAGUACUUCACUCUUUUCUUUAAUGGGUUGGUUUCAUAAAUUAUUCUCCUUCACUCUUUAUGAUCAAGUUUGGAAAUUUAUGAUUGUUCAUUGAAGUUUGCUUCUUGGGGUUCUCUUUUUCUUCACCAAGAUCUACUCCAGCUUCUGGAUUCAUCAAUGGGGAAAGAGCUGGAGUUAGACCUCAAUGACAAAUCUUCUGAAGGUCUGAGCCCGAAUACCGUUCUUCCACCUCAGCAAUAUUGUGUGAAUGUUAAGAAGAGAUCCAAAAAAGGAAAACUUACAGGAAAAGACGAAGUUUUUACCAUAAAGGAGGACUUUGCAGAGAUUAAAUUUGCACGAUUCCGAAGUUCGUCGUGUAAGAGCCGUCUUUCUAGACCUCAUGGAUUGGAAGGUGAUCCAGAAACAAGGAGGGUUUCCAUGUAUCAGAUUUCAGAGGAAGUAAAAAACAUACAGAAAAUGGAGGGAAGGAAAAAGAUAGAAUUUUCAAGGAGGAGUGACAUCUCUUUCUCAAGUAGCAUUGUUGAUUCUUUAUGUGGUUCAGAUGAUGAAGAUUCCAGGCAGAGACCUUCAAAUAUGUCUCAGCAUUCGAAUUCAGGUUCACCGUAUGUUUCCAGGUCCUCGGCUUGCCAAGAACCUGACAAUUCAAAUGGAUUUAUUGAGAUUUGCAUGCAUUCAGAUGUUAAGAAUAAAAAAUCUACCUCAGUAGAACGGAGAGGUUCCGUAAAUUUCAAGUCCAAAAGUGAUGAAGUUGCUGAUUCUAUUAUGAAUGGCAAUUUUCUUCUUCAAAAGGACAAAGUUCACUUACUACAGAAGUCACUCUCUGCUAAGGUGAAAUCCUUUCACUUGCUACCUCCUUUGGAAAGCAAUUUCUCAUCGAGAGCGAGUGCUAAAGUGCGAGUCAACCCAAUCACGAAAAGGAUGAAUCAUUUCACGAAGUCAAAAUCUUUGAGAAGUCCACUGAGUCAUAUCGUGGAAACUAAUGAGGAAAAAUCAAAUGAGACAGCAAACAUGAUAAGCAACAGGACUUAUCAGAAAUAUUUGCUGAAUGACUUAUCUAACACCGGAAAGCAUUCCGACAUUAUUUCUGAGUUUAUCAACCGAGAAAUUCAGUAUUCAGGUAUAGCAUCUUCACCGGUUCACCUGCAUGGUAAUCUCAAGGUGGAAAACAAACAUGGAAUGCCUUUUUUUGAGUUCAAGGUGAAAUGUCCUGAAGAUGUUUUUCUGGCCAAGACAUGUAGAGUAGGUAAUGGUUUCAAUUGGGUAUAUAACUUUCAUUCGAUUGAUAAUAAUAGAAAAAAGAGCAAUGCCACUGUGUUGGAAUCUCAUGAUCUUGACAAAGAUUUCUCCAUAGUAGCAAAGAUGUUAGUUUCUAGUAAUUUAUGUUCUGAACAAGAAGACAACGUAUUUGACAACUCUAUGGUGACAGAAUUUGUGUUGUAUGAUCUUUCACACUCGAGACAUAGUGUUUCUUCCGAAAAGAAGUUAUUUUGUGAACAAGAUGCUUUCAAAACUCAAAAAGCUUCGCGUGUUGGAUCGGAGGAAGAAACUUUCAAGAUAGUUGAAGACAAGCCUCUAUCAGGCAAUGUUGAGUCUGGUGAUUCACAUUCUUUUCCUUUGUUGCCUACUGAAUCCUGUUCAAACCUCGAAAUUGCUGCCAUUGUCAUGGAAAUUCCGUUUUCCAAGAGAGAAAGCUUGAAGUACAAGAGAGGGGAUAGAGUAUAUGGUAAAGAAAGUUCCAACAUAAGCAAUCUUUGUGCAGUGGUUGAUCAGAGAAGAAAGAGUCUUCAUGACAGAAAAAUCCAUGAACAGUUCAAGGUGGUAAUGCCAACUGGAUACCAUGGUUUGCCAAAUGCUGAAUGUCGAGGUCCCUCAUCGUUACUUGAUCGGUUGAGACACGGCGGAGGUUGUGACUGUGGUGGCUGGGACAUGGCUUGUCCCCUUGUACUUUUAGGCAAUCCUAGUAUUCAAUUUGCUGAAGACCAUUCACUUCUAGAGGAAUAUCAACCAUUGGAACUUUUUGUUCAGGGAGCAAAAGAAAGUAGUCCAACUUUCAGCAUGAAAAUGAUUGAAGAGGGUCAUUAUGCUGUUGAUUUUCAUGCAAAGUUAUCCACAUUACAAGCAUUCUCCAUCUGUGUUGCCAUUUUGCAUGGAACUUCAUCCUCCAGAGGUGCAAGGCACGAGAAAAACCAGAAGUUAUCUCAAUGCAGUUCAUUGAAAAUGCUUCUUGAGGAGGAUGUAGAGUGUUUUUUCAAAUCGAUUGCAUCCGAGAAGAAGACUGUGUUCAAGACUCCAAAAGGAAUUCCUAGAUCCUAUGUGACGAACCCACCUUUUUCUCCUAUUGCACGAGUAUAAAUAGUGUUGACUAGGACAUAGAGUUGUUGUGAUUACAUGGAAAAUAUUGCUUGUUGAAGCUGUAAAACAACACCCUCAGAAUUCCUAGAGAAAAUGUGAAGGGGCUGCUGAUAAAGUCUCUGAUAAAGGGUGACUGAUAGGGAUAGCAUGUUAGUCAUUAUUAGGGCUGAAUCUCACUAGAUGAUCGCAGCAAGGUUUGGCAGUCAUUAUUAGUUAGAGGUGUCAAUCAUUCUUUGUAACAAGUUCUUGAAAGUAUAUGGGACAGAAACCCCAAAUUGUUCAUAUUGUAAUAAAACUAUAUUCUGAAAUGAUAAUGAUGGGAAGUGGAUUGGAAUAAA
Messenger RNA from Cicer arietinum (chickpea), 2904 nucleotides. RefSeq lists its product as uncharacterized. NCBI's taxonomy places the organism in Eukaryota, Viridiplantae, Streptophyta, Magnoliopsida, Fabales, Fabaceae. The record is from RefSeq and is a predicted model, not a curated record.